CCGAAAACCAAACCAGUUUCACCAAUUUGUUCCAAUCAAUCUUGCUAUGGAUUAGUAAACAGCCAACUAUGACCAAAACCAAGAACUUCCUUGUAAAACUCCUCAAACCCUUCAAGUUCCAGUUCAAUGGAGAGGGGACAGAGGAAGAAGACUUGGAAAGAAUUGCUGCGCAAGAGCAGAAGCUAUUUCCUUUUGAAACCUUAGUUUCAGCUACCAAAGAUUUUCAUUCCAGUAACAAGCUUGGUGAAGGCGGUUUUGGCCCUGUUCACAAGGGGAAGUUGGAUGAUGGGAGGGAAAUUGCAGUGAAGAACUUGUCUCAUAGCUCAAAUCAGGGAAAGAAAGAGUUCCUGAAUGAGGUGAAGCUGUUGGCUCGGGUGCAGCACCGAAAUGUGGUGAAGUUGUUGGGGUACUGUGUGCAUGAUGCAGAGAAGCUACUUGUGUACGAGUAUGUGGCUAAUGAGAGCCUUGACAAGCUUCUCUUCAAGUCUGGCAGACGAGAUUCACUAGAUUGGAAGCAGAGGAAUGACAUAAUAGUUGGCAUUGCUCGUGGCUUGCUUUACCUUCAUGAAGACUCGCAUGUUCCC
Ilex paraguariensis (yerba mate) is the source of this 584-nucleotide messenger RNA. Lineage: Eukaryota; Viridiplantae; Streptophyta; Magnoliopsida; Aquifoliales; Aquifoliaceae. The record is from the annotation of a GenBank genome assembly.